Vombatus ursinus (common wombat) is the source of this 1434-nucleotide messenger RNA. It is a transcript of the gene KCNS2, whose product is annotated as potassium voltage-gated channel modifier subfamily S member 2. The transcript has a single exon. Gene Ontology annotation, cellular component: voltage-gated potassium channel complex; membrane. The coding region runs from base 1 to 1434 and encodes 477 amino acids. Gene Ontology annotation, biological process: potassium ion transmembrane transport; protein homooligomerization; regulation of delayed rectifier potassium channel activity. The record is from RefSeq and is a predicted model, not a curated record. Gene Ontology annotation, molecular function: voltage-gated potassium channel activity; protein binding. NCBI's taxonomy places the organism in Eukaryota, Metazoa, Chordata, Mammalia, Diprotodontia, Vombatidae.
AUGACGGGCCAGAGCCUGUCGGAUUUGUCCGAAGCCAACUUUGAGGAUAGUGAGAUCAGCGUCAACGUUGGGGGUUUCAAGAAGAAGCUGCGCUCGCACACGCUGUUGCGCUUCCCGGAGACCCGGUUGGGCCGCCUUCUGCACUGCCGCUCCAAGGAGUCCAUACUGGAGCUGUGUGAUGACUAUGACGACGCGCAGAACGAGUUCUACUUUGAUCGGAACCCGGAGCUCUUCCCCUACGUACUGCACUUCUAUAACACGGGCAAACUACACGUAAUGGGAGAGCUCUGCGUUUUUUCCUUCAGUCAAGAGAUAGAGUACUGGGGUAUCAAUGAGUUCUUCAUCGACUCUUGCUGCAGCUAUAGCUAUCACGGAAGGAAGAUGGAGCCUGAUCAGGAGAAAUGGGAUGAGCAAAGUGACCAGGAGAGCACCACCUCCUCCUUUGACGAGAUCUUGGCCUUCUAUAAUGAUGCAUCCAAGUUUGAGGGGCAGCCCUUGGGCAAUCUCCGAAGACAGCUAUGGUUGGCCCUGGAUAACCCAGGCUAUUCCAUUCUGAGCAGAGUAUUCAGCAUUCUUUCCAUCAUGGUGGUACUAGGCUCCAUUGUCACCAUGUGCCUCAACAGCCUUCCUGACUUUCUGAUCCCUGAUAGCCAAGGCAACCCAGAGGAAGACCCAAGGUUUGAAAUUGUGGAACAUUUUGGGAUUGCCUGGUUCACCUUUGAGCUAGUGGCCAGGUUUGCUGUGGCUCCAGAGUUCUUCAAAUUUUUUAAGAAUGCACUAAAUUUGAUUGAUCUGAUGUCCAUCAUCCCCUUCUACAUCACCCUGGUGGUCAACCUGGUAGUGGAGAGUUCUCCCACCUUGGCCAAUUUAGGCAGGGUGGCUCAAGUCCUCAGGCUCAUGAGGAUUUUCCGCAUCCUAAAAUUGGCCAGACAUUCCACUGGCCUUCGGUCUCUAGGGGCAACCUUGAAAUAUAGCUACAAAGAGGUGGGGCUCCUCUUGCUUUAUCUUUCAGUGGGCAUAUCAAUAUUCUCUGUAGUGGCCUACACCAUUGAGAAAGAAGAAAACGAAGGUCUGGCCACAAUCCCUGCCUGCUGGUGGUGGGCAACUGUGAGCAUGACAACUGUGGGCUAUGGUGAUGUUGUUCCAGGGACCACAGCUGGGAAGCUGACUGCCUCAGCUUGUAUCCUUGCUGGUAUUCUUGUGGUGGUGCUGCCAAUAACUCUGAUCUUCAAUAAAUUUUCACAUUUUUAUAGGCGACAAAAGCAACUUGAAAGUGCCAUGCGCAGCUGCGAUUUUGGAGAUGGAAUGAAGGAGGUUCCUUCAGUCAACCUAAGGGACUACUAUGCCCACAAAGUUAAGUCACUGAUGGCAAGUCUUACCAACAUGAGCAGGAGUUCACCAAGUGAAUUAAGCUUAAAUGAUUCUCUGCAUUAG